Messenger RNA from Meriones unguiculatus (Mongolian gerbil), 4426 nucleotides. RefSeq names its product DTW domain containing 1 (gene Dtwd1). Gene Ontology annotation, molecular function: tRNA-uridine aminocarboxypropyltransferase activity. The transcript is spliced from 5 exons. Lineage: Eukaryota; Metazoa; Chordata; Mammalia; Rodentia; Muridae. Gene Ontology annotation, biological process: tRNA modification. Gene Ontology annotation, cellular component: nucleus. The record is from RefSeq and is a predicted model, not a curated record. The coding region runs from base 155 to 1114 and encodes 319 amino acids.
CUGGGUCCAGGGACCCGAUGGGCCUGGAGGAGGUCCUGCUGCGUUUGGCGUGCCUGUGGGGAAAGGCUUGAAUGGUUUGGCACUUAAACGAGUAUUUCUCAGGCUUCCCAAGCCGGGGGAGCUCCGUCCUGACCCAGCCAGCUCCCUUGCACCUAUGAUACAUGCUUUAGAAACGGAACAUUUUGGUUCAAAGAAAAAAAUGGCUCUCAAUCCAUCUGUAUUUCCUCGAGAAAGUGAAGCGAAUAAUGCAAAUUGUAUAGAAACAAAACAGUCGCACGCCGCUUCCAUAGCUUCGGAAGAUCCCCUUCAGAACCUGUGCUUAGCGUCUCAGGAAGUGCUUCAUAAGGCCCAGCAGAGUGGCAGGUCCCGCUGUCUCAAGUGUGGAGGCUCCAGGAUGUUCUAUUGCUACACAUGCUGCGUCCCCGUGGAAAAUGUGCCCACCGAGCUGAUCCCGCUUGUGCAGCUUCCGUUGAAGAUCGAUAUCAUUAAGCAUCCGAAUGAAACAGACGGCAAAAGCACAGCUGUGCACGCAAAGCUCUUAGCGCCCGACUCUGUGAGCAUUUACACAUACCCGUGCAUUCCAGAGUAUGAAGGGAAGGACCAUGAGGUUGUACUUGUUUUUCCUGGGCCUCAGGCUAUCUCAAUUAAAGAUGUCUCUUUUCAUCUGCAAAAAAGGAUUGAAAGUCAAGGUAAAGGCAAAGCUGAUGACUUUGACAUGCCACCUUUUAAACUCAAGAGACCUAAGGUGGAGGAAGGCUGUGAUCUGAAUGAGAGUGCUUGCGAAGGCCCAGCGUUGAAAAGAGCUGUCUUUAUCGACAGCACGUGGAGCCAGACCAACCAGAUAGCCUCCGAUGAGCGGCUGCGGGAGUUAUUACAAGUUGAACUGAAAACAAGAAAAACUUGCUUUUGGCGCCAUCAAAAAGGGAAGCCAGAUACUUUCCUUUCCACAAUUGAAGCCAUUUAUUACUUCCUGGUAGACUACCAUAGUGACAUGCUGAAAGAGAAGUACAAAGGACAAUAUGACAAUCUUUUAUUUUUCUACUCUUUUAUGUACCGCUUGAUAAAGAAUGCCAAAGGCUCGGGAGAGAAGGCAACCCCAAAAGCCAUCCAUUAGUUCUGCACACAGCGCUCGGCCUGUGCCCUGCCAAUGUUCAAGCUUGCAGCUGAGCCCUGUUUUCUCUGGGGAGAUAAUCAUGCUCAAUGCCUGUGAGAGGACUUGGGGAAACUUCUAGUUUUGCUCAUUUUAUCAUCUUUUUUCAAGGAAAAUUUCAGUUUUUGCAGUUUUUAAGAAUGAUCCUGACUGAAAGACAUAGUUCAGAAGCUGUUUGCUCAGUUUGGGCAUACCUCAGUUGCACUGUACAUUUUAACAUGCUGUGUUACUUUAUGUGAUUGUGAUUGUGUGUGAUUGUAGACUGUCUUGUCUUUUCGCUUAUACUCACCUUACCUUUGGAUGUAAAUGAAGUCAGAAUCUUUUGGCAAAAAGAAAAGUGAAACAUAAUUUGCUUGUGGCUAGUGAUAGCUGGCAGGUAAGUGUGUGCAUCCACACUUCCUCCCACUGCCUAGCCGCUGCCCUAUUAGAGAACUGUGGCGUCACGUGGUCCUGCCAGACGGAUGUGCAUAUGGCCUAUUUUGGCAAGUCACAUGGCCCAAGAGGACCAUGUGUUUUGAUGUACUAGGAAUGCUGUAGAAGAUGGAAAUUAUUUUUCAAGAGUUAUACAAUGUUAAAAUAAAUUUUUCUCAUUUUUAAAACGUGUCUAGAAAUAAAGAUAAGCUUGAAUUGAUUUAAGUAGGGCAAAGUCUGAAAUGGGGAGGGGUGGAGGUAUGCUAAAGUUAGACUUCCCUGAGCCAAAUCUGUUGCCAUUUACCCAGCUCUUCAAACCAACAAAGUGGUUAAAAGAUUGAAGGAAAAAUAGGAGAGAGAAUCACUCAUUUGCCUGUCUCAUAACAGUCUUUUGAAAGAUGGCCAAUAUACUUCAGCUGAGCAUAUUGCAGAGCCCUGAAUUCAGCUAGAUAAAGUCUCCAGGCCUUCCUGAAGCAAAGGAUACCUGUAAGAAUAAUGAAUCGGCUCUACUUGCCUUUUUCGCUUUGGCAUGACAGACUGAAAAUGGCCUUAACCUGCUGGCCCCUAUAUAAUGGGCCUUCGGCACUUCUUUUCUUUCUGCUCUCUCUCUCUCUCUCUCUCUCUCUCUCUCUCUCUCUCUCUCUCUCUCUCUCUCUCAUAUAUAUAUAUGAGCAUGCAAGGUUGCCCUGGCUCCUCUGCCCCUGCACUUCUGUGAGGUCAGGUGACAUUAUAGCCACCUACCUGAUUCCUGACACAAACAAAGAGUGCCUUUAUAGCAAUGGCAUGUAAUUAGUUUACAGCAUUCCGGUGCCAGUAGACAGCCCAUCUUUGGGAACUGUAUCAGAUAUAGGAAGGGUUUUAGCCCCAUUAUUAAGUUCUUGACAAAUGGCUUUGUCUUAGUUCUCUUCUUAUACCCUGACAGUACCGGUAGGCUCGCAGGGUUCUUGUGGCUGCCAAAAUGGCUUAGGGAUGUAAUCCAAAAUGUUAGUGAAACUGACUAGAUUGAUGGCCUAGGCAUGUCUGGUAAACUCUUCUCCCCUCAGAGGAUUGUUUCCAGGCACUAAGCCUGUUCAUCCUGACAUGACCACUUGGUUAGGCAAGUGCACCUGCCAAGAGAUCGACACUCUCUUCAUAGACUCCAUGCCACAAUGGCAGAUGCUAGCCAGUAAUUCUUCAGUUUGCAUUUGGUUCCCUUCCUGGCUAGUUUCUCUUCCUUCUUUCAGCUUUAUCACCAGGAUCAUGCAUUCUAAUAAAGUUGCAAAUUUAAUAUACCCUCAGACUCUUCCAGGGAAGCAAGCUAGUUAAGGUGGGAUUUGGUCAGAGACAUCAUUUAAAGUGUUAGCAUAAUCUUUAAACAAGUGUAAUAAAGGGAUUGGGACUUGUGAAAAGGUGCAGUUCUUGGGGGAGUAAGACCGGAAGGCUUUAGCAGAGAAGGAUUAAAGAAAGAGAUAUCGAAGCCACUGAGUACCUGUGACUAACUGCAGACCUGUGCAUCUUCAGCCUCUUAAUCACUCUGUCCACACAUCUUGGUUGACAGGUCCUUCUCAACCCAUUUGGAAGCCUUAAGAAGAAGUAAAGGGACUUCGCUGGGCCUUUUCUUUGACACCAUGUUAAUUAGGUCUUUGUCCCAGGUCUAUCUUUAAUAAUCACAUUUUAUUUGAUGCAAAAGAAUGUCAUUAACAGUCCUGAAUCCUAGGUUCUGUCCUUCCUCUUAGUUCCACCUGUUUGCCGCCUCAUCUCUGUGAGCCUUUCUCCUUACAGUGCCUUAUCUAUUAGAGUUACUAGCAGCUGGCUUCCUCAAGAUCUCCAUAAAUGCCACAGGUAAAGUAGGAUUGUUAGGAAAACUGCUGUCUACCGAAUUAUAGAAGGAUGAUGUAUCAAUGUUUGGUCUCCAAAUACUAGUGGUUAAAUGGCUGCAAUGAAGAAUACUGCAUUUAAUCAUUUAAUGAACUUUAAUUGAAGACUACCAGCUUAAAAAAAUCACUGCCCAUUCAUAAGAAUCAUUUAUCAUCAGACAAUGGAUACAGUCCUCCACGAGAAAAAUGGAAGGAAAAGCAUGGAAUACAAAGGAAAAAAACAACUGGGUAUCUUCAGAAAGAAUGUAUUUAUUUAAAAUUACAGUUUAAUAGUAUAGUAUGUACUAAAAAAGAUCCUAGAACUUGAGAACCACUGAAGUAAUCCAAUACAAGAGUUGGAAGAUAAUUGAGACCUUGGACCACCUGUACAUUACUUAAUUAAGCAAACAAGCAACCUGAAAUGUAAACAUGGCGGUGCUUUGGUUAGCCACACUGUUGUCAAGGGGAAGGUUGAAGACUAAAUACACAACACAACAAUGGUAAAAUCACAAAAAGUAAGCAACAUCAGAUGACAGGAAAAUCCGUAUAUUCUCUUAAUCUGUGCAUACAUCCACAUUUUUGUUGUUAUAUUAUGCAGGCAAUUAAGGUGGCCUGCCCUUAGGGACCCUUAGGGUCCUGACAACAUCCUGUGUCAGUACCUAUGUCCUAUGACAUCAUCUAGGUCUGCUACUUAAGGUAUAACUGAUCUGCCACUCCCUCUCUCUCUGUCUUGCUCUCUUACUCCUUGCUGUUUUGUUCUCUCUUUCCCUUUCUGUCGGGCCAUCCCCUCCCCGAUCUCUGUCUCUGUCUCUCUGUCUCUGUCUCUGUCUCUCUAUCCUUAUGGCUUACUCAGGCCCUAACUCUUUCCCUUCCCUGCAAUAAAACAUUUCAUGUAAGAUCUGUUGUGUGCAUGUGUUAUCAUUUUUUAAAUACUAACAAUUGUGAUACUGAGUUUCCUGAGGGAUUGCUGAAAGAUACCAACCCCCACUUCUCCAAAGUGUUUUGCAAUUAAAACUUUAUGAUUAUUGUG